Drosophila takahashii is the source of this 595-nucleotide messenger RNA. RefSeq names its product Galactose-specific C-type lectin (gene Lectin-galC1). Lineage: Eukaryota; Metazoa; Arthropoda; Insecta; Diptera; Drosophilidae. Gene Ontology annotation, molecular function: signaling receptor activity. The record is from RefSeq and is a predicted model, not a curated record.
AUGUUUAAGUUUACGGUUCCAAUUCUUAUUUUGCUGGCCAGUGCGAAGAUUGGAUGGACUCGCGAAAAGUUCACCAUACAAGUAAAUGAAGACAAUGCCGUUGGUGCUGUCCUAAAGUCGGAACCCUUCGUAAAAAUUAACGAGGGUUAUUACUUUUUUGGGACCGAGUCCUUGAACUGGUUCGAGGCCUACGAGAAAUGCCGGGAGCUGGAUUCUGAGUUGGUAACUUUCGAAACAGACCAGGAGUUCGAUGUCGUCGCCGCUUACUUGAUGGCCAAUGAUUCGCGCCAAAACUACUGGACAUCCGGAAACGAUCUGGCCAAAACAGGAACCCACAAAUGGUUCACUAGUGGCCAGCGAAUUAGUACUCUUAGAUGGGCAUCCGGGCAGCCCGAUAAUGCCGGUUCAAGGGAACACUGCAUCCACCUGGGCUUCAUCUACGGCAACUCCCAGAAGUUCGAACUAAACGAUCGUCCCUGCCACCAGGAUAGCAACAGUUUGUUCAAGUAUAUAUGCGAAGCUCCCAAAUUGGAAACCAUAUCCAUUGUGGUGUGGAAGUAAAGACGGAAGCUUUUGAAGCUUUUCCCUAAAGAGG